AUGACCUUCCUAAGACAAUCAAGAGUGGCCUUGCAAUGUCAUCAGGCAGCUCUCUCAGCAUUUGGGGGGACAACCUAUGAACUGACCUAUGUCACAUUUCUUCAAGACUCCCCAACCUGGUCCUCCUCCACCACAGAGGAAAAGGAGAAAAAAGCCUUACUUGAGAAUCCAGACAUCCUACCAUCGGUCAGGAAGAAGUCCCGCACCUUCUAUAAUGCAGAGCAGCUAGAAGAGUUGGAGAAGGUGUUCCAUGAAGACCACUAUCCUGACACUGAGAAGAGGAUGGAGCUUGCAGCUGCGUUUGGUGUGAUGCCAGAGCGAAUCCUGAUCUGGUUUCAGAAUCGCAGGGCAAAAUGGCGGAAAUUGGAGAAGCUGAAUGCGAAAGGCAACAGAAAAUAUCCAACAUCGUCACCUCUGUCACAUGAUUAUGGAUGGGGGACCUACUCUGUUUUCUCAUCUUUCCACAACAGGGAACCUCCUCUGCCUGUGCCUCUGUUGCCUGAUGUUGCUCGUGACCAAUCUGCCGUGUUGGGAGGAAACGCUGCAGCUGGGAACUGCUCCAGCCUGCUCAGAGCACAGCUUGCACCACUCUCCUCUGCCUCAGCCUCCUCGGUGGCAGGAACGGUGGCAUCUUGUGAAGAAGUUCAGGUGAAGAUGUCGCUACAGCUUGGCUUCAACUCCAGCAGAGUGGAGUGCUUCAACUCCAGCAGAGUGGAGUGCUUCAGCUCCAGCAGAGUGGAGUGCUUCAGCUCCAGCAGAGUGGAGUGCUUCCCGAGCCUUCCCAGCCCUCCUCCCAUCCGCAGGACCACCAACCUGUCCUUCAACCCCCACAGCCCUGCUGUUUCCGUGGCGCUGGACACUCCCAACAAUGAAUGCUGGUUGUCCAGUCAGGAAAAUGGCUUCAGGGAGGCCUUCACUUACAACAUCCAGAAUCAAGGCUUUAGUCCACCACCCUCCUGCCGUUACCCUGAGCAGCUGGAGACUGCAGGGAACCUGGAGACCAUGUACUACCAGUACAGCAGCCAGGGGGGAAUUUACCAGAUGUCCCAAUAGUCCCAGCAGCACCAGCUCUCCCAGUUCUGCCAACUGCCAGAUCACCUGGCCACCAAUUUGCUCUCCAGUGACCACCUCCCUCCUCCAAUACCCCCUGAGUCCCAUUCAGCUUUCCUGGCCUUACCUGGUAACACUGGAGCAGUAACCUAUGGAGCCACACAAGGCUAUGGACAAAACCACAUGGGGGGACAGCUCAUGCCGCAGCAGUCAAGUGGAAACUCAGCAGACAUCACUGCCUAUCAGGCUGUCCCCUGGAGUGAUUUCUACAUGCAGGGAGCUCAAUUCUCAAAUCAGCUGCACUCCCAAAUGCCUUUUUUAGCACAGCAGAAGACAGAACUUCAAGAGCCAUCUCUUCUUCAAGUGCCCAAUGGAACAACACUGGGAUCCAUGUCACAGGCUGGAAAGCAGAAGGGAGUCACACCAGACCAGAGUUCAAACCAGAGCCACCAAACAGAGCCAGAGUUGGCAUGGCCAUGGCUCGCUGAAAGAGAGAUGAUGUAGAGUGUUGUAACAAGAAAGGAGACACCACUGUUGGUAACUGAAAGGCCAGCUGAUUCUUUUUUUUUUUGGGGAAAAGGAAAGAGUUCCAAGACAGCAGUAGCUCCUCUGAAUGCAGGAUCAAAACUGUGGCAUGAAUGGGAAUGGAACUUCCUUUUUUCUGGUCUACCAUCCAAGACUGGUCCCGUUAUCCUGUACCUGGUUCUUAGAUUCAUCUGUUCAUAGGAACGGGGACUUAGAAGUCAGUAAAAUAGAUGCCAAAGUUCUGUCCUCUCUCAGACAACAUCUGUUGUGAGCUGAAUGGCUGCACAGAACUGACAAUUUCUAAGAUUUCCAGAGGUAUAAACACCUCUCUUCAAGGCAGAACUUCUUUAGCACGAGAGGGGAAAAGGGAAGAGAAGAGAGAGCUUUCUGUCUGCAUUUCCAUUUCCAGGCUUUUUUUUUUUUUUGGAAACAAGAUUAUCCUACUUUCGAAUGGUUGAAAGGUGUCAUAUGCCUUAAAUAUUCUUUGGAUGUGUAUGGGGCUAU
Messenger RNA from Corapipo altera (White-ruffed manakin), 2079 nucleotides. RefSeq lists its product as uncharacterized. The record is from RefSeq and is a predicted model, not a curated record. Gene Ontology annotation, molecular function: DNA-binding transcription factor activity, RNA polymerase II-specific; RNA polymerase II cis-regulatory region sequence-specific DNA binding. NCBI's taxonomy places the organism in Eukaryota, Metazoa, Chordata, Aves, Passeriformes, Pipridae. Gene Ontology annotation, biological process: regulation of transcription by RNA polymerase II.